This is a messenger RNA of Sabethes cyaneus, 2989 nucleotides long. It is a transcript of the gene PGS1, whose product is annotated as CDP-diacylglycerol--glycerol-3-phosphate 3-phosphatidyltransferase, mitochondrial. The transcript has 4 exons. The record is from RefSeq and is a predicted model, not a curated record. The coding region runs from base 748 to 2247 and encodes 499 amino acids. Gene Ontology annotation, biological process: cardiolipin biosynthetic process. Gene Ontology annotation, cellular component: mitochondrion. Gene Ontology annotation, molecular function: CDP-diacylglycerol-glycerol-3-phosphate 3-phosphatidyltransferase activity. NCBI's taxonomy places the organism in Eukaryota, Metazoa, Arthropoda, Insecta, Diptera, Culicidae.
AAUAAUUUAUGUAAAGUUUUUGUAUAUUUACGAUAUUUACAAAAACGAGGACUUUGGUAGUUGCAGCUUUUACGUUCAGUGAUCAGCUCAAUUGCUCGUAGUUAAUAUUUCAAAUUGAUACCUACUAGAAUGAAAGCAAUAUAAUUGGAGUGUGAAAUCCAGUGCACUUACCUGAACCGCGUGUUAUUUCGUGAUUCAAUGAUUAGCUGUAAUUUACAUGUAUAAAUAAAUAGUAAACGUAGCAUCUUCAGCCUUUCUCCAACUGACUUGUAUAGGAAAGUAAUGCUACACGUCGUCUGUUCUUUAGUAUUUCCAGUGCACAGAAGUGAUGGCUCUUAUUGAUUUCCUCUUCAGGUAAAAUGUUUUUCCUAAGUUUACUUUGCAUGCAGAAAAUUAAACAUUGUAAACCGUUAUAUCACGUGAAAUUUGUUAAAAUAUUUUUCGUGCAAAGUUUAGCCAGCUCAAGUAGCCAAAUCACAAAAAUAGAACUACCAUAGUUUGUACAGAAGGAGUGUCGCAACCACAUAUUCAUCAAUUUGUCUAGCAAGUUUGACACACCUGUCUAUCAAAAUACGAAUUAAAAUGCAAUGUUUACGUUAGGAACCUAUAGCUUUAUGCGUUCGUAUAGUUCUUUUUGAUUAAAGCUUGCUGCCAGAGUUUAAUUUUUAUUGCGAGCAAAACGCGGGCGGCAAGAGAAAGGACUAGAUUGGAUACCGUUACAGAAGCUGGCAACUGAUUGUGCAAUAUAUGUUCAAAAUGAUUCGGCGUCUGUUCAGUACUUUGAUUACUGAUUAUCCACCGGUAGGGGAAUUCCUUCCUACAGCAUCACCAAAUAAGAAUUCACAAGCUACCGGUAAUCCUAGUGCUUUGGGUUUUCGAGAACCGCAUCUCGCCUCCCUCAACUGGUUACACACGGUUUCACCUUGUUUUCCACUAUCCGGCAAUCAAAUCAACAUUAUAUACGAACCAGACAACUUCUAUAAUACUCUAGUUACACAAUGUGCCAACGCCAAACGAAGAAUUAUGCUAGCCAGUCUUUACUUGGGUAUUGGUCAAUUGGAAAACCGCCUUGUAGAUGCUAUUCAAGAAAGCAUGCGAAGGAAUGUGCAACUCAAAGUAGAUGUUCUGCUAGAUUUUUCCCGUGGAACGCGUGGAGAAAAAAAUUCCAAAUCCUUAUUGAUGCCAUUAAUACAGGACAGUGACAAUUUUCGAUUAUCUUUAUAUCACACGCCGGUCUUACGAGGUCUAACGAAAAAGUUAGCACCUCCGCGAUGGAAUGAAUUGCUCGGCAUUCAGCACAUGAAACUGUAUUUGAUUGAUGACACAAUCAUAAUGAGUGGUGCCAACCUUUCGAAUGAUUACUUUACAAAUCGGCAGGAUCGAUAUAUAAUGAUUGAAGAUCGCAAUUUGGCGGACUUCUACGCCAAUUUAAUAGGUAAAGUACAGGAGUUUAGUCUCAGAAUAAAUCGCAAUGGGGCAACAAAAUUACACGAAAAAUGGAACAUGCUGCCAUACAAAUGCACUCAAGCGCAUUUCGCUGCAGAAGCCAUGGAACGCAUACGAAGUUACUUCAAAGGAGCACUAGAACGGCAACAAAUUGUUUGUGAAAAUGAUAAAGCUGCAGACACCUGGGUAUUUCCACUGAUAGAGAUGGGACAGUUAGGGAUACAUCAUGACAGUAUAAUCACCAAAGACCUUCUGUCAGGUUGCCUGAAAGGAUCGAAACUAAAGCUAGCUACAGGUUACUUCAACCUGACGGAAACCUAUAUGAAUACACUGACAAACAACUGUGAAGCCGAUUGUAAUAUUCUCAUGGCGCAUCCGAACGCAAACGGGUUUUUGGGAGCCAAAGGCCCAGCCGGUGGUAUUCCAGCAGCCUAUUCGCUUAUCGCCAGGAAAUUCCACGAAAAACUCAAAGAAGCUGGCCAACAGAAUCGUGUAGCUUUGCUGGAAUAUGAGAGACCAGGUUGGACCUAUCAUGCGAAAGGGCUAUGGUAUUAUCUACCAGGAUCUUGUCUACCGAAUCUAACCUUAAUCGGGUCAUCCAAUUUCGGUGAACGGUCAGUGCAUCGCGAUUUGGAAGCGCAAAUCUGUGUGGUUACGAAAAAUGAAAACCUGCAGCGGAAACUUCAAACAGAAUAUGAAAAUAUCUUGCAGCAUUCGUCAAUAGCCGAUGCAGAAUUAACAGUCCGACCAGUGCCACGUUGGGUUCGGGCAGUUGUUGGUUUGUUUAGAAACUUUUUUUAAUUCAUUCGUUAAAAUACGGUAUUUAUUUAAAAGCCAAAAACUGAACAAAUUCAUACCAAAGAAAAAACGUACUAGAGUAUCUACGAGUGUGGCUAAACUCAAGAAACAUGAUUGUUAACCUUUGUCCGUAUGAACAGUUAUAUCGAAACACUGACUCUAAUCUUGCGCGGCGUUUCGUUUGAAGCUUAAUGCCACUAUCGAAGUAAGAAGAACAUGGGCGCCACGCUAGAAAUUGUAGUUUUUGACAUCGUUGCGAACAUUUAAUGUUGAUUCUUUACAUCCCAUCAUAACUGAUUUAAAAUUCUGAUCAUCUUUUGCUGUCGAUAACUAAUAAAUCGUCAACUGUCAAUUGUACGAUUGUGGCAGUACUUGAUUGACUACAUCCUAGAACAAAAUAAAUACCAUUUUUGUAUUGAUGAUUAGAGGAAAAAUAUUUUUUCAUGGUUCAGUUUUUGUUUGUGUACAAACAGUAUAAUCAAUAUAUAGCAUUCUAUAUAUAUUGAUUCUACUGUACAAACAUAUAUGACAACUUUACGUAAUUUUUUAACAUUAUGAGAUUAAUGGCAGAUACCAUUUUUCCAGUUUUUCACUUUCUCAAUACAUGCGACGUAACAAGUUAAACAGCAAAGCAUGUUUUCAUUUUUACUAGCAUAUAAUAGUUCACAAAACAGUGUCAUUUCAAUGGUAGUCAGUGCUAGUCGUUUGGUUUAUGAUAACUCUAGAACAAUUGAGAAUAAAAAAA